This is a messenger RNA of Ylistrum balloti, 4333 nucleotides long. Its product is annotated as metallo-beta-lactamase domain-containing protein 1-like. NCBI's taxonomy places the organism in Eukaryota, Metazoa, Mollusca, Bivalvia, Pectinida, Pectinidae. The record is from RefSeq and is a predicted model, not a curated record. The transcript has 6 exons. The coding region runs from base 186 to 884 and encodes 232 amino acids.
GAAACUUGAGGAACUUCCAAAGAGAGGGAAACGGUUGUUAGCAUCUUCAUCUUGUGUGUUGUCAGCGUCUGUGAAGAUCAAGUGAAUGAUAUCUUGGUUGAUGACAGUUGGCAAUGAAAACACCUAAUUUGAUGUAGAGAAUCCUUCACCAGCAUUUAGCAUUGUGCAGGACACCUUGGGUCACGAUGUACGAGGUGAUCAUACUAAAGGAAGGCUACAGCCAGAGUGAGGGGCCAGGUCACCAAAAAGCAUGUGGCACAAUUACUCUGCUGAAAGGUCCAAAGAACAUCAUCGUUGAUACUGGGAACCCAUGGGAUAAAGACCUGAUUCUUAAAGGUCUUGAGGAUCAUGGUAUUCUGCCAUUUGAAGUUCGGUUCAUUGUGGGCACAAGUGCCUUGUCUGAUAAAGUGGGCAAUCUGAACCUAUUCACUGGGGCAAUCCAGAUCAUAGCAGGCAAAAUCUAUCAUCAUGAGAACUAUUAUCUCCAUGCAUUUCACCAGGGAAUUCCAUAUGAAAUUGAUGAUGAUGUAGAAGUUGUCCCCACUGCAGGCCAUACAGGAUCUGAUGUGUCGGUAAUAGUACGCAACACCAAACUCGGAACUGUUGCAGUAACAGGUGAUUUGUUUGAGUGUAAAGAAGACCUAGAAAACCCUAGCUUAUGGCAGGACAACAGUGAAAAGCCUGAUGUUCAGGAACAAAGUCGUAUUAACAUUUUAAGAAUAGCAGACUAUAUCGUACCAGGCCACGGAGGAAUGUUUAAAGUGCCUGAUGCCUACAAACGACAGAUGAGGGUUGUCAUGUAUUAUGAGGAGAUGCAUGCCACAACUAUGGAUGGUAAAUCUGAAUCAACAAAGCUCGAGUAUGUGGUUAUGGAAGAUGAUUAAUGAUGAUCCGUAAUGGCAGGCCAAACUUUAUGGAAUGUUUUGUUGAGGAUGAAGAUAAAGAAAUGAAACAUUGGUUAUUGCAUAGUGAAAGUCAAAAUAAGAAAUAUUUUUCAGUUUUAAAAACUUAAGGUUUAGGAGAAGAAAAUUUGUUUACAGUGUACAAAGUUGAUUAAGCUUCGUUUCCAUCGCUGCCGUUUCACGGGAUUGAAAUAUCUGAAGACUUUAUUUUCAAAUUAAGUGUUUUGUUCUAUCUAGUCUGACUUACUGUUAAAAUCAUAUAUUUUCAUAGGGCUUAAUUUUCGUGGUUUUUCAAAUAAUCACUAUUACUGGGACCCAUGAUUUUGUGGGUAAAUGAAUUCAUGGAUUAAGAGUACCUGCAAUACCAAUUAAUUAAAUCACAAAAAAUUAAUGAUUUACAGUAGAAACCUUCAAUAAGUUUAUCAGGUAAUCAUACUUUUUAUUUCAAAUUUAAAAAAGACUUUUUUGCAUUAAGUACUUUAUUAUUUAUGUUUCAUCUUGCUCAUGAAAAUGUGAUUUCGGAUAUAAUUUUUAUUUAGAAUGUUUUAUAUUGAUCGGGUUGCUAUGCAUUUUAUAUACUCAUGACAUGAAAUGGGCUUAGAUCUGUAUUUUGGUCAGUUGUUCUGUAGUUUGGUCAGUUGUUGUAAGAUGCAGAUAUUUUUUUUCUUGGAGGAUCUUUUGGUGGUCUAUUACCAUGGAUCUCAAAUAUGUGACACGUUUGAGUGAGUGGAGGGGAGUACAUUUAACAGUAUGUGACUAAAUCUUCAGACAGUUUUCAUUAAUGCGGAGUGAAAGGUGUUUUUUACAGACUAUUUUCAUCAAUUCAGAGUAAAAGGAGUUUUUGUACAAAUAAUUCAAAGGCUUUUUAACAUUAUGAAGGAUUGUGGUGAAAAAAAAACAUUUUUGACACCACACAAGAAAAAUAAUGGUGAUGAAUGUUUUCAAAUAAAAGUAUAAUAAAUAUUUGCUUGUGAGGAGAAUCAAGAUACAUUUGUACUAAAAGUUCGUGUUGGUAGUGUUUAACUCAAAGAAUGUAAAAGAAAACUUCAUAAAUAUUUGAAAACAAUUCUGUUUUACAUUUUAAUGAGGGAAAAAAUGAUGUAAGGGAGACAACUGGAUUUUCAAACAUAUAUUAAACCUUGUUUGGAGAUCUUAACAUUAAGCAGAAAUCUCUAACUCAGUUUAACAAAUCUAAUUCAUUUGCAAAAUUUUUUUAAAAAUAACAUUUCUUGUGACCCUUCAAUAAUUCUGAUAUAUUUCAUCUUAGUAAAGACCCUGUUUAGAUUGAGUCCUAUUCCUGACAGAUGAGAGUCGUAAAACAUCAGUCCAGUAGAGCCAUUUUGAUGCCAAAACUUUCAUUUCCAGCUUUAUUGUCAGUAUUGUGAGGUUAGACACUUUAAGGUGGAAACAACAGAUAUCUGUCCUUAAAAAAGCUACAUACGUAUUCCCAAGAGGUUACCUGUCCUCAGAAAAUAGAUUUCUGUCCCCUAAAAUGCUGACUGUCAAAAUGGACCUGUCCAAGAAUCAAAAUACCUUGGUUUACCAGUUCUUGUUAGACUUACUAACAAAAGGUUAUGUUUGUUUGGAAAGUUAGAGAAUAUAUAUGGUUUUAUUUGUAGCUUAUAUAAACUAAAUACAAUUUUUUUGUUCUUUUAUUUAGUCUCUUUGUUAUAACAAACAUGAAAAAUGAUGCGAUGUCUUCACAACAAAUAAUUUAAAAUGUCCAAGAGUAUUUUGUUGUUAUAUUUACUAUAAACAUGUAAUUGUACGGCCACAGAAUUUUCUCCAAAAUUUCUUCUAUGUAAAUGUUGGUGCUAGCUUGAUUACAUUGUACAUAUCGUGUCAUAUUUGAAUUCAACUUGUUGUGGAAACAAUUAAUAAAAAUGGUCUCAUUUACAGCAAAUUGAUUGAAAUGAUUGUAAUGUCCAGUGUGAUGGUAGGUGAUUUGGUGCCAGAAGUUACACAGUGAGGCCAGGUCAGAAUAGAUAGUCCUCUAUUACUCUGUACAAUACAUACAAUACAUUUAGUAUGUUGCUGCGAUAUUUUGUCAAAAGAAGGGCACUGUGACCUUAACUUCCUAUAUCACACAUGCUCAGCUAUACUUGUAUCUGUACCGUUGACACUUCAAUGAACCAUGUCUAGUAUACAUAUGUUGUAUUCUACUGAGAGCAAGGUGACACAGGACUUGAUUACCUCCCCUUAACAAGGAUAGCCGUCCAUGUCCUGUGAUUGGUAGACACUAGCCUAGUUCAAUGUGGUAGAAAGUGAAAUGAUCUUGUAUUAAUUAGAAAAGUAGGUCACUUUCUGAACUGAUCAGGCUGAUUGUUGUGUGAAGAUAUAUUUUGGUGCUGUCUGUAACAUGCAUUUUAGGUGUUAUGAUGUAAUUUUGUCAGUUAAUUUACAUCGUUUGAAUGUAAUAAGCCCAUGGCAAACAGAGAUAAGCAGAGUGUGUAAUAAUAAGUCAGAUUUAAGUACGUUCAGUGAUGAUGAAAUAAGUAAGGGAGAUAAUUCUGGGAGUGAUAAAAUGUUGAUUAUUUACAAUCAAUUUCAAUUUAUUUUAAAGUUUGUAUUUAGAAUUACCUGGAGUUUAUAAUUAAUACUUCUGGUUUGUUAGAUAAUAACUUUCUUUCCUCUGACAAGAUUUUAGUGGGAAACUGUAUAAUAUAUAUCUGAUAUGAGUGUGUCUCUGUGAUGAUAUUACAUUCAGAAUACUUUACAAACCAGACCUAUAUAGAUUUAGGGUAAUUAUCUAGGUCACAUUUUAAUACUGGAGGGCUUGCUUCGCUCUUAUAGUUUUGAGUGCCUGUUUAUUGUCAAAAUUUUUACAAGGGUUCCUAAUAAUAUAAAAACACUUCAGGUUUGAUUGGAUAUGUGCAAUGUACAAACAAGUAAUAUUAUUUAUUAAACUAUUGUCUUGUUUUGGGUAUUGUGUAUUAUCAUUAUUGAAGCUAUGCUAUGUAUAUCCCUUCAUGGUCAAAUACAUUUGCAGAUUUAGUAUCAUGUGCCUUGCUUAAAAAAUGUUUGUGUGAGCUUAGUUAACUAUAAAUUAUUUUGUUAAGUAGGUCAAAUGACCUGGAGUUUUUUCCACACCCUUUGAUAGUAAACUAACAAAUAACAAAUAUGAUAUACUCUGGAUAAUUGAUACCAAUUAAUUUUAAACACUGUGACUUGGUUUGGAGGAUUUCUUUCAGAAAAAGUUAGAAACAGAUUAUUUUAGGAAAGAUAAUUGUAGUGAUAAAGGUCAAAGCCUGGUGUAGAUGAGGUCAUCUGUAUGGCCCAAUGAACACAAUAUUUCAUGAAGCACAAAACUGAUUAAUACUUGUGAUAGAUUUACAGUAUCAUUACUUUGUUUGGCAUGAACUUCCACUUGUUACAUCCACGAAAAUAAACUGUUUGCUUAUGUAUCAAUAAAUGUUGUUUUCCUAAAAAGA